AUGCCCCAGGAGCCGAAGAUGAAUCUGCGGAAAGGCUCAAAAGUAUGGGCCGAAGACAAGAAUUUGGCAUGGGUUGCUGGUGAAGUAACGGAUUGCAUAGCCAAACAAGUGCAAAUCCUUACUGUUACUGGAAAAAAGGUUUUGACUUUGCCGGAGAAAUUGUGUCCUAGAGAUGCAGACGAAGAGGAGGAGCAUGGAGGGGUUGAUGAUAUGACUAAAUUGACUUACUUGAAUGAGCCUGGAGUGCUUUAUAAUCUCCAAAGAAGAUAUGCUCUUAAUGAUAUUUAUACGUACACGGGAAGCAUUUUAAUAGCUGUUAAUCCAUUCACUAAGCUUCCUCAUCUGUACAAUGUGCAUAUGAUGGAGCAAUAUAAGGGAGCUCCAUUUGGUGAGCUAAGUCCCCAUGUUUUUGCUGUUGCAGAUGUAUCAUACAGAGCCAUGAUGGAUGACGGUCGAAGCCAAUCUAUACUGGUAAGUGGAGAAAGUGGGGCUGGGAAAACUGAGACAACAAAAUUGAUUAUGCAAUAUCUCACUUUUGUUGGUGGCCGAGCUGCUUGUGAUGACAGAACAGUUGAGCAGCAAGUCCUCGAAUCAAAUCCGCUCUUGGAGGCAUUUGGCAAUGCAAGGACUGUUAGAAAUGACAACUCAAGUCGUUUUGGCAAGUUCGUCGAGAUCCAGUUUGAUGCAACUGGCAGAAUAUCUGGUGCUGCAAUUAGAACUUAUCUUCUGGAACGAUCUCUCUGUGUUGUGAAGUUCAUACUGGCUGAGGCUUUGCAAGUUGAUGCAGAGAAGUACAAAUUGGAUAAUCCACGUCACUUUCACUACCUAAAUCAAAGUAGGACAUAUGAAUUAGAGGGGGUGAGCAAUGCAGAGGAAUACAUAAAGACAAGGAGGGCAAUGGAUAUUGUUGGUAUAAGCGAUGAAGAUCAGGAAGCUAUAUUUCGCAUCCUGGCUGCAAUUUUGCAUCUUGGGAAUAUGGAAUUUUCUCCUGGCAAGGAACAUGAUUCUUCCACUGUAAAGGAUGAAAAAUCUAGCUUUCACAUGCAAAUGGCCGCUGAUCUUUUUAUGUGUGAUGCAAACCUCUUGUUGGCAACAUUGUGUACUCGUACUAUUCAAACCCGUGAAGGAAAUAUCAUAAAAGCUCUUGACUGUAAUGCUGCUGUUGCUAGUCGGGAUGUCCUGGCAAAGACUCAUGUGUUCAAGAUGGAGCAGGAGGAAUAUAGAAAAGAAGAAAUUAAUUGGAGCUACAUUGAGUUUAUUGACAAUCAAGAUGUUUUGGAUUUAAUUGAAAAGCAUGUUCCCAAAAUCAACCCACGAAACUUUUUCAACCAAGCUAUUUCAGAAUUUCAGGGCCCACCCAAGGUCACUUAUCAAACAGACACCUUUUUAGACAAAAAUCGUGAUUAUGUUGUUUUAGAACAUUGCAAUCUCUUGUCUUCUUCGAAAUGCCACUUUGUUGCUGGUCUUUUCCCUUCAUCUCCUGAGGAAUCUUCAAGAUCAUCAUACAAGUUUUCAUCUGUGGCCUCAAGAUUUAAGCAACAACUUCAGGCACUUAUGGAAACCCUUAACUCAACAGAGCCUCAUUAUAUACGUUGUGUGAAGCCAAACUCUAUGAACCGGCCUCAGAAAUUUGAGAAUCUGAGCAUAUUACAUCAACUUCGCUGUGGGUUUACAAAGGAACGGCUUUGGGAGUAUAAGAAGUCUAAUUCAAUUCAUCCAAGUCUGGACAUCAAAGAAUGGCCAAAGAUGGUCAAGGGUGGUGUGCUGGAAGCUGUUCGGAUAAGUCUUGCAGGUUAUCCCACUCGAAGAACCUACACAGAGUUUGUGGAUCGGUUUGGACUAUUAGCUCCUGAAUUUGAUGGAAGUUAUGAUGAAAAAGGUUGGACGGAGAAAAUUCUGCACAAGUUAAAGCUUGAGAAUUUUCAGCUAGGUAGGGCCAAAGUGUUUCUCAGGGCAGGUCAGAUUGGCAUUUUAGACUUGCGACGGGCUGAGGUUCUGGAUGGUGCUGCAAAGCGUAUUCAGCGUAAAUUGCGCACCUUUAUUGCACGCCGAGAUUUUGUUGCAACACGUGCUGCUGCAUUUGCAAUUCAAUCAUAUUGCAGAGGAUGCCUUGCUCGGAAAAUGUAUGCUGCAAAACUAGAGAGAGCAGCUGUCAUUUCCAUACAGAAAUAUGUCCGCAAGUGGCUAUUAAGGCGUGCUUAUUUGAAACUGCUCUCAGCUGCUAUUUUCAUGCAGUCAAAUAUGCGUGGUUUCUUGACUCGCAAAAGAUUUUUGCAACAAAAGAAGCAGAGAGCUGCCUCCCUAAUUCAGGCUCGUUGGAAGAUGUACAAGUUCCGCUCAGCUUUACGACAUCGCCAGGCUUCUAUUAUAGCAAUACAGUGUCGUUGGAGGCAAAAGCUGGCAAAAAGAGAGCUCCGAAGGCUUAAACAAGAGGCUAAUGAAGCGGGUGCCUUGCGAUUAGCUAAGACUAAACUUGAGAAGCAGUUAGAAGAUCUCACGUGGCGGUUGCAUCUAGAAAAAAGACUGCGUGUAUCAAAUGACGAGGCUAAAUCAAUUGAAAUUUCCAAACUUCAAAAUACUGUGUCAUCAAUCAGCCUCGAGUUAGAUGCAGCUAAGUUGGCUACAAUCAAUGAAUGCAACAAAAAUGCAGUAUUGCUAAAACAAUUAGAUUUCACGGUGAAGGAAAAAUCAGCUUUGGAAAAAGAUCUCGUUGCGUUGACUGAAUUGAGAAAAGAAAAUGCUUUACUAAAGAGUUCUUUGGAUGCCUUGGAAAAGAAAAACUCUGCUCUAGAGCUUGAGCUUAUCGAGGCUCAAAAGAAUGGUAACGACACCAUUGUGAAGUUGCGGGAAACUGAAGAGAAAUGUUCUCAGUUUCAACAAACUAUUCAAAGGCGCAAAUUUGAGAAUGUUGACUGCCUUGAGGGGAAGCUUUCUCAUUUGGAGGAUGAGAAUCAUGUCCUUCGACAAAAAACAUUGACUCCAUCUGCAAAGAGCAAUCGCUCUGGUUUGGCGAGAGCAUUUUCUGAAAAAUACUCUGGUGUGCUAGCUCUUGCCCACUCUGAGCGGAAGUCUGCAUUUGAAUCUCCUUCACCAUCAAAACUUAUUGUACCUUCCUCGCAUGGUUUGUCAGAAUCACAUCGAUCGAAGUUUACAGCUGAACGUCACCAGGAGAACUAUGAAUUCCUAUCAAAAUGCAUCAAAGAAGAAUUGGGUUUUGUUGAUGGCAAACCACUAGCAGCUUGUAUCAUAUACAGGUGUCUUCUUCACUGGCAUGCCUUUGAAUCUGAGCGCACGGCUAUUUUUGACUACAUUAUUGAAGGAAUUAAUGAAGUUUUGAAGGUUGGGGAUGAGAACAUUACGUUACCAUAUUGGUUGUCAAAUGCCUCAGCACUUCUUUGCCUUCUCCAGAGGAAUUUAAGGUCAAAUGGCUUUUUGACUGCAGCUGUCCCUUCUUCUACAUCUUCUGGAUUACCAGGGAGGGUCAUUCAUGGUCUUAAAUCUCCUUUCAAAUUUAGGGGAUAUGAGGAUGGUCUAUCGCAUGUGGAAGCAAGAUAUCCAGCAAUACUCUUUAAGCAACAACUAACUGCUUGUGUUGAGAAGAUUUUUGGCUUGAUUAGAGAUAACUUGAAGAAAGAAUUAUCACCACUGCUGGGUUUAUGUAUUCAGGCACCUAAAUCUGCACGGCAUGCUGGGAAAUCAUCAAGAUCACCUGGUGGCAUUCCUCAGCAAGCAGCUAGUAGUCAGUGGGAGCGGAUCAUUAAAUUUUUGGAUUCUCUCAUGGACCGUUUACGUGAGAAUCAUUUGUUUCUUUUUCUCAUGGAUUGUGCAAUUCUUUUAGGUAAUUCAUCAGAAGAGAAAAAGUCUCUUGAAGAAAUCAUGCAAGAUUUGUGUCCUGCAUUGACUGUUCGCCAAAUCUAUCGUAUAAGUACCAUGUACUGGGAUGAUAAAUAUGGCACUCAGAGUGUGGUUGCCCAAAUGAGAGAGAUGUUGAACAAGGACAAUCAAAAUAUGACCUCAAACUCUUUCUUGUUGGAUGAUGACCUCAGUAUUCCAUUCUCUACCGAGGAUAUAGAUAUGGCAAUUCCUGUAAUAGAUCCUUCCAACAUUGAACUCCCAAAGUUGUUGACAGAGUAUCCUUUUGGAAAUUCAAGCAUUCUUGCUGCUUUGGGCAUGGAGCCUAUGGAGGGGUGUUUGGGUUAG
This is a messenger RNA of Dovyalis caffra, 4200 nucleotides long. The record is from the annotation of a GenBank genome assembly. Lineage: Eukaryota; Viridiplantae; Streptophyta; Magnoliopsida; Malpighiales; Salicaceae.